Messenger RNA from Mangifera indica (mango), 1970 nucleotides. RefSeq names its product very-long-chain aldehyde decarbonylase CER1-like. The transcript has 9 exons. Lineage: Eukaryota; Viridiplantae; Streptophyta; Magnoliopsida; Sapindales; Anacardiaceae. The record is from RefSeq and is a predicted model, not a curated record. Gene Ontology annotation, biological process: lipid biosynthetic process. Bases 12 to 1895 code for a protein of 627 amino acids. Gene Ontology annotation, molecular function: oxidoreductase activity; iron ion binding.
CAGCACAAUCUAUGGCUUCUAAUCCGGGAAUUCUCACCGACUGGCCAUGGAAACCUCUUGGCAACUUUAAGUAUAUAGUACUAGCUCCCUGGGUUAUUCAGGGCAUCUAUUCAUACAUAGUUAAGGACGAAAACGAGAAAGACUUUUUCAACUUUAUGAUAUUUCCUCUACUGGUUUGGAGAGUCAUUCACAAUCAGAUAUGGAUUAGCCUUUCUCGUUUUAGAUCAGCUAAAGGAACAACCAGGAUUGUUGACAAAGCUAUUGAGUUUGACCAAGUGGACAGAGAAAGUAAUUGGGAUGACCAAAUAAUAUUCAAUGGAAUCCUAGUCUACGUAUUCAGUAAGAUGGUUAUGGGUGGUUCUCACAUACCCUUGUGGAGAUUAGAUGGUAUAAUUAUCACAUUUCUACUGCAUGCUGGUCCAGUGGAGUUCCUUUACUAUUGGCUUCAUAGAGCUCUACACCACCAUUACCUUUACUCUCGCUACCACUCUCAUCAUCAUUCUUCUAUUGUAACGGAGCCUAUCACCUCUGUAAUACACCCAUUUGCAGAGCACAUUGCAUAUUCCACCCUCUUUGCGAUACCAUUGUUUACAAUUAUGCUCACCGGAACUGUUUCCUUCUCAGCCUUAUUUUUCUACAUCACCUAUAUCGAUCUAAUGAACAACUUGGGUCACUGCAAUUUUGAGGUCAUUCCUAAUUGGCUUUUCUCCAUUUUCCCUCCUCUCAAGUACUUCAUGUAUACUCCUUCGUUCCACUCACUCCAUCAUACUCAAUUCCGAACAAAUUAUUCAUUAUUCAUGCCAAUAUAUGAUUUGAUAUAUGGUACCAUGGACAAAUCUUCAGAUAUUUUAUAUGAAACUUCACUCAAGAAAGGGGAAGAAAAGCCAGACAUAGUGCAUCUUACGCACUUAACCACACUUGAUUCCAUAUACCAUCUACGCCUUGGAUUUGCUUCCAUUGCAGCUAACCCACAUUCAUCUUCAAAUCGGUAUAUUUGGUUGAUGUGGCCGGUUACCUUUUGCUCCAUGUUGAUAACUUGGAUAUAUGGUCGUACUUUCGUGCUUGAACGAAAUCGUUUUAAUGACGUAAAGUUGCAAACCUGGGUCAUACCCAAGUAUAACUUUCAAUACUUUUUGCAUUGGCAAAAGGAAUUAAUCAAUAGUUUGAUUGAGGCAGCCAUAGAAGCUGCAGAGCAAAAAGGUGCUAAAGUAAUAAGUCUAGGAUUAUUGAAUCAGGGAGAAGAGCUGAACAGGUUUGGUGAGAUUUAUGUAGAAAGGCAUCUGGAUUUGAAGAUAAAAGUGGUGGAUGGGAGUAGUUUAGCAAUAGUUGUUGUGGUAAACAGCUUACCUAAAGAAACAACCCAAGUGAUCCUUAGAGGAAAUCUCACCAAGGUUGCUUAUGCUAUUGCUUUUGCUCUUUGUCAAAGGGGCAUUCAAGUUGUAACACUACAUCAGUCUGAGUAUCAAAAGCUGAAGAAAUCAUUUGUUGGCAAGUUUGAGAGCAAUUUGCAUAUUUCAAGUACUUAUUCUCAAAAGAUAUGGUUAGUUGGAGAUGGACUGACUAAAGAAGAACAGUUGAAAGCAACAAAAGGAACAUUAUUCAUACUUUUUUCACAAUUUCCACUUACAGAACUACGAAGAGAUUGUUUCUACCACCUAACACCAGCAAUGUCUACUCCUUUGGCUCUUGAGAAUGUGGACUCUUGUGAGAAUUGGCUUCCAAGAAGGGUGAUGAGUGCGUGGCGUAUUGGUGGAAUAAUUCAUGGGCUAGAGGGAUGGGAGGAAGAGGAGUGUGGUCACAAAAUCUCCAACUAUGACAAAGUUUGGGAAGCAAGUCUUCGACAUGGCUUUCAACCUCUUACCAUCCCAAAUCAAUUUUAUUACCACCUUCAUUAGAUUUUGCUCCUCAAUAAUAACAUGUGUUCAAAUAAUGAUAUAUCAUCAUAUAAUUAAGUAUUGUUUUAUCUUUAA